This is a messenger RNA of Pungitius pungitius (ninespine stickleback), 7323 nucleotides long. It is a transcript of the gene gapvd1, whose product is annotated as GTPase activating protein and VPS9 domains 1. The record is from RefSeq and is a predicted model, not a curated record. The coding region runs from base 189 to 4646 and encodes 1485 amino acids. Gene Ontology annotation, biological process: regulation of GTPase activity; vesicle-mediated transport. Gene Ontology annotation, cellular component: cytosol; endocytic vesicle. NCBI's taxonomy places the organism in Eukaryota, Metazoa, Chordata, Actinopteri, Perciformes, Gasterosteidae. The transcript has 29 exons. Gene Ontology annotation, molecular function: guanyl-nucleotide exchange factor activity; small GTPase binding.
CUCCUCGUGAUGACAGCGAAUGACAGCACCGUCCGCUCCUGCAGAAGCCUGUGUGAGACGGCUAGCCGCCAACACACAAUUCCUCUCACUCGAGAAAUCUUUUGAUCAGCUGCGUUUAGAGAAAUAGCGAACAACCAGCAAAGGCUAGUGACGUUUGAACUGACCUUUUUGCCUGUGAGCUGGUGAAAAUGGUGAAGCCAGACAUCCACACUCUGGCCCACCACCUGAAGCAGGAGCGGCUGUACGUGGCAUCGGAGAAGCAGCUGAUCCAGAGGCUCAACAGUGAUGUUCUGAAGACCGCUGAAAGACUGUACCGGGCCGCGUGGAUCGCUAAGCAGCAGAGGAUCAACCUUGAUCGGCUCAUUCUCACCAGUGCCGAGGCCUCUCCGGCUGAAUGCUGCCAACAUGCCAAAAUGCUCGAAGACACGCAGUUUAUUGAUGGCUACAAGACUCUGGGCUUCCAGGAGACGAUCUAUGGCGAGUUCGUGGCCCGGUUAAGGGAGAACCCGAGACUGGUGGCCUCCUGUCUAGUGGCAGGAGAGAGGCUGAACCAGGAGCACAGCCAGGGGGUCACCUAUACCGUCUUCACCUCCCUUUAUGGCAACUGUAUCAUGCAGGAGGACGAGAGCUACCUGCUCCAGGUGUUGAGAUAUCUGGUUGAGUUCGAGCUGAAAGAGAGUGACAACCCUCGCCGCCUCCUGCGGCGGGGAACCUGUGCCUUCAGCAUCCUUUUCAAGCUCUUCUCCGAGGGCCUGUACUCAGCCAAGCUCUUCCUCACCGCCACCCUCCACGAACCCAUUAUGCAGCUGCUGGUGGAAGACGAAGACCACCUGGAGAUCGACCCAGCCAAAGUGACCGAGCGCCUCACUCCGGCCCAGCAGGAGCGCUUUGGAGAGAAGGGCUCCGAGGGCUACAAACAAAGGGUGCAGGCGGCCGUGGAGGCAAACGAAGCCAAGCUGGUAGCUCUGGUCAACAAGUUCAUCGGUUACCUGAAGCAGAACACCUACUGCUUUCCACACAGCCUGCGCUGGAUCGUGUCGCAGAUGUACAAGACCUUGUCCUGUGUGGAGCGCCUGGAGGUGGGCGAGGUGCGCACCAUGUGUACAGACCUGCUGCUGACCUGCUUCAUCUGCCCCGCCAUAGUUAACCCCGAGCAGUACGGGAUCAUCUCAGACGCCCCCAUCAAUGAGGUGGCCCGCUUCAAUCUCAUGCAGGUGGGGCAGCUUUUGCAGCAGUUGGCCAUGACCAACGACGACGCGGACCCAAGGCGGAAAAGCAGUUUGGCCAAAUUUGACAAGAGUUGUGUUGCUGCGUUUCUGGAUGUGGUGAUCGGAGGAAGGGCGGUCGAGACCCCACCCAUGUCCUCAAUGAACCUCCUUGAAGGCCUCAGUCGAACGGCGGUCUAUAUUACACACAAUCAGCUGCUCGUGCUGGUGGACUUUGUGCGUAAUGUGGUGGCCGGGGACCACCUUCGAGAGGAGGAGCACAUGGCUCUGGAGACCCUGGUGGCCAACGUGCCCCAGUCCCGAACUGUGAAGAGCAACAGCCUGGAGCUCACUCCCUCCAACACACCCCAGCUCUCCCCGGCUACCACUCCUGCCAACAAGAAGAACAGACUCCCCAUAGGACAACAUUUAGCUGCUAUAACAUCCUGGGACCCGUCAACCACCACUCUGUCUGCCCACAUUGAAUUAGUAACCCCCUUUGCAAACGCCCGUAGCCGCAGCCGUACCAACAUAGCCCAGGAGGGGGAGGCAGAGGGCAGCUCCCAGGAGUCCAUUCAGGAGCUGAUGCCGGAGGAGGUGCUUGUGAUUUCACUAGGAACGGGUCCUCAGUCGGUCCCCGGGAUGAUGUCAGAGAAUGAGGUUUUGAACCUGCAGUUGGCUGAUGGGGCCCAGGGGGAAAGCCAUGCUGAUGAUACUAAGCUGCAUGGUAAACCAGACAAAACCCUGCGCUUCUCCCUCUGCAGUGACAACUUGGAAGGCAUCUCGGAGGGUCCGUCCAAUCGUUCUAACUCUGUGUCCUCUCUGGACCUGGAGGGGGAGUCUGUUUCUGAGCUGGGAGCCGGACCGUCAGGGAGCAACGGGGUGGAGGCUCUACAGCUUCUGGAGCACGAACAGGCCACCACUCAGGACAACCUGGAUGACAAACUGCGCAAGUUUGAGAUCAGAGACAUGAUGGGUCUGACGGAUGAUAGAGACAUCUCCGAGACUGUCAGUGAAACCUGGAGCACCGAUGUGCUCGGCAGUGACUUUGACCCCAACUUGGAUGAAGAUCGGCUGCAGGAAAUAGCAGGGGCGGCUGCGGAGAACAUGCUCGGCAGCCUGCUGUGUCUUCCUGGCUCAGGUUCAGUGCUGUUGGACCCCUAUGGCUCCACCAUCUCGGAGACCACGAGCGAGGCUUGGAGCGUGGAAGUCCUUCCCAGUGACUCAGAAGCACCUGACCUGAAACAGGAGGAGCGUCUGCAGGAGCUGGAGAGCUGCUCCGGGGUCGGUAGUACCUCCGAUGACACCGAGGUCAGAGAAGUCAGCUCGAGACCUAGCACACCAGGCCUCAGUGUUGUCUCAGGCAUCAGCGCAACCUCUGAAGAUAUACCCAACAAAACCGAGGACCUGCGGUCAGAAUGCAGCUCAGACUUUGGAGGGAAGGACUCUGUGACCAGUCCAGAUGGGGAGGAGUCAAGCCACGCAGCACACCAUCCGACAUCUCCGCCGUCACAGACCGAUUCCUUACUGGCCAUGUUCGAUCCUCUCUCCUCCGCUGAAGGCUCCUCCACUGGAACAAUAGUAAGGCCCAAGGUGCACUACGCUAGGCCCCCUCACCCUCCUCCGGACCCUCCCAUCCCUGAAGCCAUUGCCCUGGGGCCGGACACGCGGCACUCUCUCUUCACGCCCCACUGCCUGGUCCAGGCUGAGCUGGAACACACCAAGCAGCGCCACUCCUUCCCCGACAGGCUGGUCCGUAGCCGCAGCUCCGACAUCGUGUGCCCGGGACGCCGGCCCACGAGUGACCCCGGUCUUAACCGGCGGGUCGCGGUGGAAGAGCGCGACCCUGCCGGGGCCUUCGCCUUAGGACCGUCCUCGUCCCCGAGCAAGGACUCCCUCAAAGGAGAGGCUGAGGACAGAAAAGACAGUGACGACGAGAAGUCUGAUCGCAACAGGCCAUGGUGGAAGAAGCGUUUUGUCUCAGCCAUUCCCAAAGUGCUGUAUUGGACGGCUGAGAGUGAUGUCCCAGCUCCGAUAGCAUUUCGGAAGAGAGACAAGCAUGAGAAAGACGACGUUGCCCCAGAGCGUGUCCCACAAGAUGAUCCGUUGCCCAGACAGAGCUCUCAUGCUCAGGCAGCUGAAGACAUUCUGGACAAGUACAGAAACAUCAAGAGGACCAGCCCGAGUGAUGGAGCCACCGGUGGAGCUUCUUAUGAUGGGACAGGAGACGCUUGUGUUGAGGACAGCGUGCACGACUCCCCUAGAGAAGACACUCUGCAGAACAUUUCAGCUGAUGACCUCCCGGACUCCGCCAGCCAAACAGCGCAGCAGCACGACUCCAAGUUCUCCUUCAGUGAUGCAAAGAAGAAGUUGAGGUUGGCAUUGUGUUCCGCCGACUCAGUGGCUCUGCCCAUCAUGGCUUCUGUAACCACACGAAAUGGGCUGCCUGACCACAUGGACACUGAAGACAAUGAGAUCGUCUGCUUCCUGAAGAUCCAGCUAGCAGAGGCCAUCAACCUCCAGGAUAAGAACCAGAUGGCCCAGAUCCAGGAGACAACACGCUGUGUCACCCGCUUCGACGCACGUACCUGCAGGAAGCUGCUGGCUGCCAUCGCGGAGGAUUACAGAAAGCGGGCGCCAUACAUAGCUUAUCUGACCAGGUGUCGUCAGGGCCUGCAGACCUCUCAGGCCCACCUCGAGAGGCUCCUGCAGAGGGUGCUGAGAGACAAGGAGGUGGCCAACCGCUACUUCACCACCGUGUGUGUUCGGCUCCUUCUUGAACACAUGGAGUGCAAGACGCUUGACUUCAUUAAAGCGUUCCAGGGGUGCACAGCGUCGGAUGAUAAGACGGCAGCAGUGGAGGAUUUCCUGCGCUACUUAUACGGUGCCAUGGCCCGUGAUGCCAUUUGGCAGUAUGCUAGCGAGGACCAGCUGCAGGAUGCCCAGAUGGCUAUUGAGCGCAGCGUUAUGAACCGCAUCUUCAAACUGGCUUUCUACCCCAACCUGGAUGGAGAUAUUCUCAGAGACCAGCUCUUCCACGAACAUAUCCAGCGGCUUACAAAAGUUGUGACGGCCAAUCAUAAAGCUCUUCAAAUCCCAGAGGUCUAUCUGAAGGAGGCUCCCUGGCCCUCUGCACAGUCUGAGAUAAGGACCAUCAAUGCAUACAAGACGCCACGAGACAAAGUCCAGUGUAUACUGCGCAUGUGUUCCACCAUCAUGAACCUCCUCAGUCUGGCCAAUGAGGACUCCGUCCCUGGAGCGGAUGACUUUGUCCCUGUGCUCGUCUUUGUCCUCAUACGAGCAAACCCGCCCUGCCUGCUGUCCACCGUUCAGUACAUCAAUAAUUUCUAUGCCAGCCGGCUGAGUGGGGAGGAGUGCUAUUGGUGGAUGCAGUUCACCGCGGCUUUGGAAUUCAUUAAGACCAUCGACGAUCGCAAGUGAAGCAGAACAGCCACCUGUAUGGGCAGACUGCGGGGGAAGGAGCCGGGAGACUUGGAGACUUCCCAAGCAACUGCUCCCCCUGCACAGCUUAUAAAACCUGGCCCUCAGCCUGCUCUUUAUUUGUAUAGCUUGUACAUAGCCAGAGACGUUGAAAGAGUACAAAAUAUAUAUUACUGUAUGUAUGUGGACAAAUCCAGGUUUUAGUCGUGCUAAAAAAACAACGGCGUUGGGGGAAAAUUGGCAAGAUGAUAACUCUGAACCUGAUUUUUUUUUUUUUUCUCUUUAAUCUUGUUUCACGUUUGGGGUCUGUAUUAGGAAUUUUAUAAAUAUACAAUUACCAAUAUGACAUUAAAUCACUCUAAAAGAUAAUCCUAUAUAAAGGGACCAGACUUCCUUGAUGUGAUCACUGAUCAUUUUACUCGCCCCUUGAGUGAGAGGGAAGGACUUCCAAUUAAAUUACAAUAUAAUGUUCAUUAAAACCAUUGUUACGCAGGGAUCGGCGGUGCGUGGUAGUUACUGAUGGGAUUUAGCGACUCGUAAAAACUGAAAUUAAUUCACAAUAAUACUACUCACAAGGUAAGUGUAUCAAAGAAAUAGGGCAGCUUUUUCAAUGAAUUGUUUACUUUAUCUUAUUUCCUGCAAACAAGUGGCAAUUUCGACAUAAGGGCCCAUAUAUUUAUUUGAAAUAAAAUGUAUUUAUUUCCCUAAUACCUAUUUAAUGUUUUUUCUUUUCUUUUUUUAAAAUAAAUACAAAAAAAAAAAAUAGUCAAUGCAUAUCAUGCCCGUUUUAAGAUGUCUGAGGCAAGAGGUGUAAGUCUAAGACAGAAGAAGUUGAGUUAGGGAGGCACCUUAGCAAUGACUAGUCAUGGGGAUUAAUGAUACAGGGUCAACUCAUUCAGAGUAGUAGUGGUGGCAUUUGUGGAAAUAUUGAAAAUUGUGCCUUUUGAUGUGGGGCGCUCUACCGGUAGUUUAUUUUUCAAAAACAUUCAGUCUAAGCAUUUUUCCCCGCAGAUGCAUGCAAGCACACAUUUACACACACACACGCCAAUGAGCUAAUUACGUCUCACUGAGAAACCUUUGUCCAGCCCUCGCUGCAGGAACACAGGCAUCUCCACGUCACUGAUUGUCUUUGCUUCGUCCCUUUAAUGCUCCCCAAUCUGAACAAAUAUCCCUUGGUGUUCUGGAUCCUACCUCAGUAGAAGCCCACAAGCCGGAUUAUGACUCCUCUGUAUUGGUGGUCAACAGAGUGUACUGGAUAAUUUUUGCACUGGUAACAAAAUGGGGAGGGAGAGUUGUAUACUGACCAGCUGUGAUAUUAGUGUUCAUAUCCCCCCUCAAUCAACACAAGCCUUUUGUUAGCAAAAUAAAUAGUUGUUCAUUUCUGAUAUUGAACCGUGGCUAUGGGCUGACUAUUGGAUAUUGGCUCUCUACCUCCUACCGACUCGUGCUUUUGUGGACUUUUAUUUCUUUUCUCUCCCCAAUUUGGCGGGCUGUGUCAUCCUGUUGUUAUUGUAUAUUUGCAAGUAUAGUACAAGCUUGUCUUCACUUAUCCAGAAAUGACUAAAACCCCUCUUUUGAAAUCCUCUUUAUUUUUGAGCAUAGACGUGCCACAUGUAUUAUAGUUUCCCGUGAUCCUCUACUUUUCAAGUUAAUUGACCUGACGGCACAAUACACAGUAGAGCAAAUGAUCAAUGCUAUUGACUUACUGGUUUUAUUUCUUUCCUUCAGUUUAUGCUAAAAGUGGCUGGUGUAGUAUGUGAGUGCGUGUGAGACGAUCAUCUGAUUGGUUGACCCUCUGCCUCCUCUCGCAUGAAGUCAUUCAAUGGGCUGCACAUUCUCAAUCAUGAUAACCAGUAGAACGGAGUUAGCAUCUGCCACAGUAAUUGAACCUGCAAGAGGAUGCAAAGCUUCUCUGUGUCAGUGAUACUUGCAAAUCAAAAUGCGAUUAAUUUUGCACAAAGCAGAUGUUUGGCUGAAAGAAAUUGACAGGGAGCGGUGCAUUUUUUUUAAAUGUCAUUACUUCUGGCCUUUGCAGUCAUUUAACAAAGAUAUCUGGGUUAGAAUAUAUUUUGAGUAGCACAGUUAAUAUAAUAAUUCAAGCAUUUCUCAGCAUUUUUUACAUCCGUCUACAGUAGCACAUACACCAGAGUUGUGUGCGCUUCCUAAGAGUCUCUAAUCAAUUUGAUGAGAAAACCAUGCACUGGAAAAUCAAGUUGCAGGUUGCAUCUAUACUAAUUAGGUUUAUGUGAUGUCACUUUAAUUGGAAAUACAUAUUGCGCAACUCUGAUGAAAUUAUUUGGACCUGGCUUAAGUUUCAGCGUUUCCUCAGACAGCCGAUGGCAGCGGCGACAGAUCCUAACGCCCCAUUAUUUACACAAAUAUGCACAUGUCUGUGAUGGCAACUGUAAUUUUGGCUCUGAUUGUAUGCAAGCCACUGGGCCCUAGUGUCAAGUGUACAGACUGAAGAGUUGGGUCUGUUCCUCAAAGCUUUACUGCUCUGCUUCCUGUGCAAUUCAGUUGAAAAGCUGAUGAGACAGAGGAAAAAACGGUUUUACAUCUAAAUUUGCGUUUAAUUGUAAGCUUGCACAAUUUUGACAUGCGGGGAAAAGCCGGUUUGUCUUUACUGUGAAUAAUGCAUUAUGUAAUUCUUUAAAAACAAUAAAAUAAGCAGAUGUUU